Messenger RNA from Populus euphratica (Euphrates poplar), 2001 nucleotides. Its product is annotated as pentatricopeptide repeat-containing protein At5g38730-like. Bases 136 to 1917 code for a protein of 593 amino acids. The record is from RefSeq and is a predicted model, not a curated record. Gene Ontology annotation, molecular function: protein binding. Lineage: Eukaryota; Viridiplantae; Streptophyta; Magnoliopsida; Malpighiales; Salicaceae. The transcript has a single exon.
AAAAUAUUAUUCAUAGUUAACCCUGUCUUCAAGAGCACAGCGAACAGCUUUCUUUCCCCUCGGUUUUUUCUAUACAGAACCAGAAAAUCAAAACGCUUUGCAGAUUGUCAGAGUGAGUGAGAAAACCCCAUAAGAAUGGCAAGUUUGACUACUAUAAGCAAUGAAACCCAGUUGCUUAUUCAAAGUAUUUGUGCAUCCGUGAUAAAGGGUAGCUGGAACAAUCUUUUGAGACCCAAAUUUGGCUCUAACGAUUACCAUCUCAUUACAACAACAGCAACAGUUGGUCAGGUACUUUUGCAACUCUCUUUAUAUGACCAAAGUCCUUGUCUUUCAUGGGCUUUCUUUAAAUGGAUUGAAUCUUCUGUUCCUAACUAUAAACACUCAUUACAAUCUUCAUGGACUAUGCUUUAUAUUUUGACAAAGCAUAAGCAUUUCAAGACUGCCCAUGCUUUUCUUGAAAAUAUUGCUUUCAAGGACUUCUUGUCAACUCAAUCUGUUUUGAGUUCAUUGGUGAAAAUUCAUGAUGACCCAGAUGUGAAUUCUCAUGUUUUGAGUUGGCUUGUGAUAGUUUAUGGGAAUUCCAAGAUGACCCACGAGGCUAUUCAGGUUUUUGAGCACAUGAGAGUGAAUGGGUUUAGGCCCCAUUUACAUGCUUGUACUGUGCUAUUGAAUUCGUUGGCUAAGGACAGGUUGACGGAUACAGUGUGGAAAAUUUAUAAGAAGAUGGUUAAACUAGGGGUUGUAUCUAAUAUUCAUGUGUAUAAUGUGUUGCUUCAUGCUUGUUGUAAGUCUGGGGAUGUGGAGAAGGCAGAGAAGGUUUUGAGUGAAAUGGAAUUGAAGUGUGUUUUUCCGGAUCUUUUCACGUACAAUACGUUAAUCUCGUUGUACUGUAAAAAGGGAAUGCAUUAUGAAGCCUUAUGUGCUCAAGAUAGGAUGGAAAUGGCUGGAAUUAGUCCUGACAUUGUUACUUACAAUGCACUUAUUUAUGGGUUUUGUAGAGAAGGUAGAAUGAGAGAGGCUGUGCAGCUUUUUAGGGAUAUCAAGGAUGUUACUCCUAACCAUGUGACUUAUACUAGUUUGAUUGAUGGCUAUUGUAGAGUAAAUGACCUUGAUGAAGCUUUGAGAUUGAAGGAGGUGAUGUCGGAAAAGGGGCUGUAUCCAAAUAUCAUUACUUACAAUUCAAUUCUGCGCAAGUUGUGUGAGGGAGGCAGGUUAAGAGAUGCAAAUGUAAUGUUGAAUGAGAUGAGUGAGAGGAAAAUUGAACCAGAUAAUGUCACUUGUAACACGUUGAUUAAUGCCUACUGCAAGAUAGGUGAUAUGCGAUCUGCUUUAAAAGUGAAGGACAAGAUGGUGGGGGCCGGGUUAAAGCUAGACCAGUUUACUUACAAGGCAUUGAUCCAUGGAUUCUGCAAGGCAAAAGAGAUUGAUAAGGGUAAAGAGCUCUUGUUUGGUAUGAUGGAUGCAGGAUUUUCUCCUAGUUAUUGCACCUACUCAUGGCUUGUAGAUAGUUAUUGCAAGCAACAAAAUGAAGAGGCAGUCAUCAAACUUCCAGAUGAGUUGGUGAGAAGAGGUUUGUGUGUUGAUGUAUCAGUAUACAGGGCGCUAAUAAGGAGGUUUUGUAAAAUAGAAAAGAUUGAUUGUGCUCAAAGAGUACUUGGUCUUAUGAAAGAUAAGGGUAUAUUUGGAGAUAGUGUCGUAUACUCAAGUUUGGCAUACGGUUACUGGAAAGUUGGAAAAUUCAAUGUUACUUCAGAUAUUUUAGAUGAAAUGUACAAGAGAAGGCUGAUGAUCACUCUCAAAAUUUAUAGAUCUUUUAAUGCCUCUUAUGCCAGUGACAGCAGCAUCUUAAGUCUCUUCUGGAAUCAUGUGCUUGAGAGGCGCCUAAUGUCAAAGAACAUAUUAAAAGACAUGCAGUAGACGAUAAAUUUGGGCUCUUAAUGGAAUGUUGGAAUUGACUGCAGUUACCAAUUUGAACUUCAAAUGCCUUGCACUGACUCCUUU